AUGGCAUCAUUCAAUUUAAAGGCAUUCCUGGCAAUGAUCUUCGUCUUUGUCGGCUGCUGUAGCAAUGUCGUCUUCCUCGAGCUGAUCAUCAAAAUCGAUCCCGGCGCCGGCAAUCUGAUCACCUUUCUGCAGUUCCUCUUCAUCGCCGUCGAGGGUCUCGUCUUCACCUCCAAAUUCUUCACCGUUCGCCCCAAGAUCAGCAUGCGCGACUACGUGAUGCUUGUGGUGUUGUUCUUUGGCGCCAACGUCUGCAACAAUUACGCCUUCAACUUUAAUAUCCCGAUGCCGCUGCACAUGAUCUUUCGCAGUGGUUCGCUCAUGGCCAACAUGAUCAUGGGCAUUAUAUUGCUAAAGAAGCGUUACAAUCUCAGGCAAUACAGUUCGGUGGCCAUGAUCACAGGUGGAAUAAUACUCUGCACCCUAAUGUCGAGCACAGAUGUCAAGGACAACACACAUCACUCGCUGAAAGUGGAAACAUCGUACUCGGACUUUUUCUGGUGGUGCGUGGGCAUCGCUUUGCUGGCGAUCGCGCUGCUUGUCACCGCCUACAUGGGCAUAUAUCAGGAGGUGAUCUUCAAGCGCCACGGCAAGCAUCCCAAUGAGGCGUUGUUCUACACACACAUGCUGCCGCUGCCCGGCUUCCUGGUGAUGGCCAGCAACAUUGCCCAGCACUGGAGCAUCGCUGUCAACUCGGAAGCGAUGUCGAUCCCAUUGCCCGGCACCAGCUGGAGCCUCUCGUUUCCCCUGAUGUUCGUCUAUCUGCUGUUCAAUGUGAUCACCCAGUACAUCUGCAUUGCCUCGGUCUAUGUGCUGACCACAGAGUGCGCCUCCCUCACUGUCACUUUGGUGGUGACGCUGCGAAAGUUUGUCUCGCUGCUGUUCUCGAUCAUGUACUUUAGGAAUCCGUUCACGAUCAGCCAUUGGCUGGGCACGGUGCUCGUCUUCUUUGGCACGAUACUGUUUGCGGAUGUGCUGAAUCAGCUGAUGGAUGCUUUCAAGAAGCGCAUCCAGCGACGUCAUGACUCGCCGUUGCCAACGAGCGUUGAAUACAGUCGAUUAUAGUAGUAGAGUAGAGUUGUUAAGUACAAUUUAUAUUUAUAUUAUUAUAUGCUAACAAUAACUGAAGAGAAAGACAAGUGUGGGACACAUUCAAGUUAACGAACUAAGCGUGUACAAUGGGCAAUGUAUUUGUAUUUAGGUAUGUAUACGUUUAUAUAUAUAUAUAUAUAUAUAAUAAUCAUAUAUGUAUAUACUAGUAGAUGAGUUAAUACUUAUGCGAAUCGGGAAAGAAUUCAUUGCGCAUUGUUCUCGAAUUGUAAUAUAUAUAUAGUAGAUGGAAAUGCAAAACGGAGCACGAAAAAAAAUUGAAAAACA
This is a messenger RNA of Drosophila nasuta, 1374 nucleotides long. Its product is annotated as UDP-xylose and UDP-N-acetylglucosamine transporter-like. NCBI's taxonomy places the organism in Eukaryota, Metazoa, Arthropoda, Insecta, Diptera, Drosophilidae. Gene Ontology annotation, biological process: UDP-N-acetylglucosamine transmembrane transport. The transcript has a single exon. Gene Ontology annotation, molecular function: UDP-xylose transmembrane transporter activity; UDP-N-acetylglucosamine transmembrane transporter activity. Gene Ontology annotation, cellular component: endoplasmic reticulum membrane; Golgi membrane. The coding region runs from base 1 to 1062 and encodes 353 amino acids. The record is from RefSeq and is a predicted model, not a curated record.